Auanema sp. JU1783 is the source of this 1140-nucleotide messenger RNA. The record is from the annotation of a GenBank genome assembly. Lineage: Eukaryota; Metazoa; Nematoda; Chromadorea; Rhabditida; Rhabditidae.
AUGAGCCGUAAAUGGGAUGGCCAGAUAUCACUAGCUAUCUAUACAGCCUCUGUAAUGUAUUCGAAGAAUGAAACGGAAUCAUCAGUGGAAAACACUAUAAAGAAGAUUCAUAUUCUGAUAGAUUGUUAUGAGUACUUGAAAGAUAGUCUGAAUGUUCAUAUAGUGUUCUCAUGGAAUCGCAAUGCCACAUGUCCAGUCAUAUACUUAGGUGAAAAUCUGAAUUGGCUGCCUAUUCAUCAACUGCUUAAUCCCUCAGAUCAAAUACCAAAGAAGUCAUGUGAAGACGAAAUUAAAACAUUGGAAGCAUUCGAAUUCAAAACGUUUUCAUUAAUGUAUCCUGUUAAUACAAUGAGAAAUGUUGCUCGAAAGGCAUACUUUCACAAAUAUAGUUUCGUAUAUGAUGUUGUCAUUGUGUUUCAGUUUCAAGAUGGUGAAUUCAUUCUCUUUGCUGAUAUGGAACAAGAGUAUUCUUCGAAUGCGGAGGCUAUUCUCAGAUACCUGGCUCACAAAUGGAAUAUUAAAGAUGAGAAACUGGGAAUUGCCAUACGAAGAUUUGAAUAUGAUGAUUCUAUUUCAGCACCGGUGACGAUGGAUGAGCUUAGAAAUGCUAUUGCGAAGAAGCUUGUCUAUCAAUUCCACAUCUUCUUCUGGCCACAGGGACAUAAAAUAGCCAAAUUAAAGGAAUGGCUCAAUGAGACCCAUAAAUUUGAUGACGUCAUAUCAAAUGAUGAUGUUGAAGAAGACGAAUAUACCGAAGAAUCUAAACCAUGGCGUUUAUCAGAUACAUACACAGUGGAUAUCAAGAGGUUAGGAACAACAUACUGGGAGCCAAUGAUUGUCAUCCACAAAUCAGCUCAUUGGCAUAAUGAGGAGUUACCAUACGGACUGGAUAAUCAUGUAGCCUUAGCUUUACAUUUAUGUAGCGCCGGUUAUUUAUUUCCAGUAGCACCGAACGUCUUUAGUAUGCAUCCGGGUAUACGAACAACUAAAGAACGAAGGAAAUUGGCUUAUAAAGGAGUUUUUCAUGGAAAUAAAGCUUUACGUCGUUUCUAUGAGCGAAUGGCACUUGAAUAUCCGGUUAAUUCAAGAAAAUGUUUGAAAAACCGAUUGCCAAAACAUCUGCGAAAGAAUCAUAAGUGA